AGUAUUCAAUUUGUAUUUGUUUAAACAUUAAUUAUACAUUUGAUUUGUAAGUAAAUUUAACUAAUGAAUUAAAACAAAAAAGGUGAGAAGAAAAGUUGUUAUCAACAGGAAAAUGCCAUUGAAUGGAACAUUUAUUUCAUUAUGUUCACAUUUAACAGUCGACUAUUGUCAGCGUAAUCGUAAAUUAGUACUUGUAUGCGAUAUGGAUGAGACAUUGUUAACAGAGAGUAGUUUAACGGAUAAAAUAAUUCUACGACCUAAAAUUAAUCAUAUGUUGAGAAAUUUACGUAAUCAUUAUGAAUUAUGCUUAGUGACUUAUUCAACACGUGAUAGAACAAAUUAUAUAUUGAAUAAGUAUUUAGAUCCACAAUCUCGUUUAUUCGGUAAUCGUGUAUUAUGCCGUGAAGAUAUUUAUCCACAAUUUCGUAAUAAAUCUGAUGCAUUCUUUGCUCAUUUGCCUAAAUCAUAUGGACGUAAUCGACGUUUAUUACGUGAAGUAAUUGGUAAUAUUAAUUCUAGACUAUCAAUUAGGCAUCAUACACAUCUACGCUUACAUUCACGUCGACCACCAGUAUGGACAUAUGUUGUUGUAUUGGAUGAUUUUCCAACAGCUUGGUCAAAUCUAUCGACUUGUAUACCUGUUCGACCAUUUCACUUAAUCAAUAGUGGAAAUAAGGCUAAAACUACACGAAAUGAAAGUGCUUAUGUGUUAAGUCUACACAAAUUCUUGCUAAAAUUACACACUGCUGUUUUUCGUGAUCCAUGCAAUACAACAAAUGGAGAGAGACAAAAUUUAGAUAAUGCUGGUAGUCAAACAAAAAAGGCUUGUUUAUCUGCGCAUACAAUCAUAACACGGAUAAAACGUCAUCUAUCGCAUAAUCAUCAUUUUCAAACCUUGUGCCAUUUAGAUCCAUAUCAUUUGUUUGAAUAUGAAAAUUCCAUAACACCAUCGUAUAAAACAAAUGGUGGAAUAUUUAAAUUUUGUGAAACAUUUUCUAUGCAAAGAAUACAUGAUUCUGAUCACCUGUUGGAUAGUACUGCUGCUACUACUACUACUCAAAAUGAUAUAAGUAGAUAUCAAGAUAUUUUAGUGAAUCAGUCCGCCUCCUCCUCCUCUCCCUCGUCCUCGUCAUCGGCCUCGUCCUCCUUCCCAUCAUCGUCAUUAUCCUGUUUACCACAAGUUUCAAAUGUUGGCAUAUUGACGAAUACUUUAAAUAAUCACCAGUUAAAACAACAAUCGAAAUCACCUAAGAAUCAUAGAAAUGAUAUAAACUAUCUGGAUAAAAUUGGUUCAAAGGCAUUGAACUGUCCAGUUUAUAAGCGAUCCAAACCAUCCCAGAAACGUAUCAAUGAAAACAAUCAAAACUGA
Molecule: messenger RNA, 1369 nt
Organism: Trichobilharzia szidati
Lineage: Eukaryota; Metazoa; Platyhelminthes; Trematoda; Strigeidida; Schistosomatidae
Source: the annotation of a GenBank genome assembly